Molecule: messenger RNA, 2036 nt
Organism: Microplitis mediator
Lineage: Eukaryota; Metazoa; Arthropoda; Insecta; Hymenoptera; Braconidae
Product: transcription factor A, mitochondrial-like
Exons: 4
Coding region: 1155-1889 (244 amino acids)
Molecular function (GO): transcription cis-regulatory region binding
Source: RefSeq, a predicted model, not a curated record
GAUAUUGAAAAAAAACAUCGAUAUCGUAACAUCGAUAGUUUUAGUUUUUUAUUAUCGAGUAUCGAUAUAUCGUCUCCAUAAAAUAUCGAUAGAAAACAUCGAUACUUUAGAAAAAAAACAUCGAUAGUUGAAAUAUCGACAGAUAUCACUCAUCCCUAAUUAAAAAAAAAAUCGAUAUCGUAACAUCGAUAGUUUUAGUUUUCUAUUAUCGAGUAUCGAUAUAUCGUCUCCAUAAAAUAUCGAUAGAAAACAUCGAUACUUUAGAAAAAAAACAUCGAUAGUUGAAAUAUCGACAGAUAUCGCUCAUUCCUAAUUAAAAAAAAAUCGAUAUCGUAACAUCGAUAGUUUUAGUUUUCUAUUAUCGAGUAUCGAUAUAUCGUCUCCAUAAAAUAUCGAUAGAAAACAUCGAUACUUUAGAAAAAAAACAUCGAUAGUUGAAAUAUCGACAGAUAUCGCUCAUUCCUAAUUAAAAAAAAAUCGAUAUCGUAACAUCGAUAGUUUUAGUUUUCUAUUAUCGAGUAUCGAUAUAUCGUCUCCAUAAAAUAUCGAUAGAAAACAUCGAUACUUUAGAAAAAAAACAUCGAUAGUUGAAAUAUCGACAGAUAUCGCUUAUUCCUAAUUAAAAAAAAAAUUGAUAUCGUAACAUCGAUAGUUUUAGUUUUCUAUUAUCGAGUAUCGAUAUAUCGUCUCCAUAAAAUAUCGAUAGAAAACAUCGAUACUUUAGAAAAAAAACAUCGAUAGUUGAAAUAUCGAUAGAUAUCGCCCAUCCCUAUUAUUGACCAAUUUUGCUUUUAAAUUUGCUUGCAUUUGUUGAGUUGGCUACAUUUUCGUUACCCCCAUUUUCUUAUUACCCCCUUCUCAAUUCCCUCUAUCCAUUUAAAAUUCUCCCGGCAAAAUUCAAAUUUAAAAAAAUUCCCGCCACUUUUUCUUUCUUACCGACCUACCCCCAAAAAAUAAUAAUAAUCAUAACCUGCAUUACCUCAUGAGUGAUUACUUUCUUUUUCUAACGUGUGUACAUCGUCAUAUAUUUUUAUAAACAAUAAAAAUCCCAUAGAGCAAAAAUUUAAAUUUAAAAAAUUAAAAAAUCCGCAAAUUCGCGGGUUUUUUUAAAUAAUUCUUUUUUUUUACAUAAAAUUAAGUAACUGGUAAUUAAAAUGGCUUGUAGUAAUUUACUUAACCUCUCUACCUCAACAAAAUGCUGUAAUUUUUUACUUGCAAGGCAGUACAGCGCAAACAAAUUACGGAAACUCGAGAAAAAAUUUGAGAUCCCGCCUCGACCUAAACGACCUCUGAAUGCGUUCAUGAGGUUCUCGAUGCUCAAUAGGGAGGAAAUAAAAACAGAAUUUCCGGGAUCUAGUGCCAGCGCGAUAACGAAACAACUGGGAGCCAAAUGGAGUCUUUGUGAUAAAAGUUUCAAAGAUAAAUUGCAGAAUGAAUUCAAGGAAGAGAUGGACGAUUACUCGAGGCAGAUGAUGGUGUACGAAAAGUCCCUCACUGAUGAGCAGAAGCAAAUGUUCAAGAAAAUCACCAUUAAGCCAUCGGCGUCCAAAAAAAAAUCAGAAAUACGAAUGAGGUUGGAAGAGCUGGGGAAGCCGAAAAAACCUCCGACUACUUUCAUAAUUUACAUGCUGUCAAAAAUGAAUACUAAGGAUCCGAGUGUUAAAUUUUCGGAGUGGCUAGGGGUGAUUGCCAAAGAAUGGGCAUCUUUGUCACCAGAUAAACGCGAGAAAUAUGAAACAGAGAGUAAGAAAUUGAUGGAGCAGUACAAGAAUGAGAUGACCCAGUGGGAAGAAAAAAUGAUAAAAAUGGGACACAUAGACGUCGUGAGACGCCAAGUACUUCUUGAAUUAAAAGACAAACGUGUAAAUGAAGAAAAAUCCAGUCAAUAAAGUCAUUAAUUUAAAAGAAAAAAUUUUUUCAAUUUUAUAAAAAAAAAUUUUUAGUUUUUCUUCCAUUCUUAAAUUUUAGUUUUGAAAAUAAUUAUUACAAUAGAGUUAGAAUUAUCUGAGUGUAAUUAGGCUAAGUAUAAUAAAAUA